Prunus armeniaca (apricot) is the source of this 846-nucleotide messenger RNA. The record is from the annotation of a GenBank genome assembly. NCBI's taxonomy places the organism in Eukaryota, Viridiplantae, Streptophyta, Magnoliopsida, Rosales, Rosaceae.
AUGGCUGGGAUCACCACCAGCUGCGCAUCCAAAGCUAUGCUAUCCCGAACCACAUAUAAAACGACGCCGUCUCCAUUCUCACUCUCACUCUCCUCCGUGGAGUCCAAACUCUUCGGCCUUCGUUUUAAUAACUCCUCCAGCUGUUUUAGCUGUCUCUCCUCAACUGUCAGCAGCCCAAUAACCGCCCGUUUCGGCGGCGGCCCGCGUUUUCCCGGCAAUGACCCCAGGCGCUCACGGAAAAGCGACUCCGAUGAGGACGAGGCCCUUGAUAUCUCCUCUAUCAGGUCAGAUACCGUGAGGCUAAUUGAUGCGAAGCAGAACAUGGUUGGAGUGGUCUCUAAAAGGGAGGCUAUUCGACUGGCUGACGAUGCUGAUCUUGAUUUGGUAAUAUUAUCUCCAGAAGCAGAUCCUCCAGUUCUCAGGAUAAUGGAUUACAAUAAAUAUAGGUAUGAACAACAGAAGAAGAAAAGAGGCCAGCAGAAGAAAAGUGCAGCAAGCCGCAUGGAUUUGAAGGAGCUCAAAAUGGGUUACAACAUUGACCAACAUGAUUACUCUGUGCGUUUGAGAGCUGCCCAGAAGUUUUUGAAAGAUGGUGAUAAGGUCAAGGUUAUUGUCCACUUGAAAGGCCGUGAAAAUGAUUUCCGAAAUAUUGCUAUUGCACUUAUCAAACGCUUCCAGAAUGAUGUUGGGGAGCUGGCAACAGAGGAAGCCAAAAGCUUCAGCGACAAGAACAUGUUUAUAGUUUUAGUUCCCAACAAGGCUAUUCUACAGAAAGCUCAAGAACCGCCGCCAAAGAAGAAAGAAAACUCUGCACCUGCAGUGAAUGAAAUAUCAGCUGGUGUCUGA